AUGUCCGCAAAGAAAUCUAACAAGAAGGGUCAAAAUCUGAAGAGAGAAGUAAGGCCAGAAGUAUUCCAGGAUUCACAAGCUAGGAAUCAAUUAGCUAAUGUUCCUCAUUUAACUGAAAGAUCAAAAUUUAAAAAACCAAGUAAGUUACAAGUUAGUAAAGAGCAAGCGACAGCUAGAUUAUAUGGUGCUAAAAAAAAAACUAGAACCUAUACAGACAAAGAAUUAGACAUUCCUACUUUAAACAGGGCCAUUGUCCCCGGUGUAAAAAUUAGGAGAGGUAAGAAAGGUAAAAGGUUUGUGGAUGAUCAUGAUUUAUUGGCAAUGAAUAGACUGGUUAAAACAAUUGGAGAUAAAUAUGAUGAUGUCAACGAGAGCAAAUUAGAAAAAGCUAGAAGAUUAGAAGAAAUACGUGAAAUAAAAAGAAAAGAAAUUGAAGAAAGAGAAUCUCUAAAACAGAAUAAGUUAGAGGAGAAGAAGGAUGAAAUUAAAAAAAAUCAUCUGUUGCAAGGUCAUUGCGUAGAAAAAACAAACGUGAACUAG
Molecule: messenger RNA, 540 nt
Organism: Henningerozyma blattae CBS 6284
Lineage: Eukaryota; Fungi; Ascomycota; Saccharomycetes; Saccharomycetales; Saccharomycetaceae
Product: Loc1p
Exons: 1
Coding region: 1-540 (179 amino acids)
Biological process (GO): intracellular mRNA localization; ribosomal large subunit biogenesis
Cellular component (GO): preribosome, large subunit precursor; nucleolus
Molecular function (GO): mRNA binding
Source: RefSeq, a predicted model, not a curated record